UUUAAUGGAAUAAAAUAUGCUGUGCAGAAUUGAUGCAAUUAAAGGAUUGUUUGGACCUAGCAGUUUCUGGGACCUUAGAUCCCUUUCUGUGGGCUCCCAGUGGCCCAGAAUUUUUAGUGGCCAUGUUUAGCAUUUCAGGCCUAGCCUAAUUUGUUCCGAGUCCUUAGAGUUUAUUUGUGGGAGAACUGAUAGCAACACAGUAGAUUAGGGUCCAGGAGCAGCCAGCUGUCACGUCCUCCCAACAACAGAGGGCCCAGAAGCUUGCCUGGAAAACAACUCCACAGGAUGAAGAUCUCAGAAUAGGGAAAGUUGACAUUACAUAAAGUGGUUACUCUCUGAUCCAGAAAGAAACAGGACCUCAGAUUGAAGAACCCAGUUCUACGUACUUGGCACCGAACACCUUUGUAAGGAAGGAAACGGCCCAAAGAUGAGAGUGAUUCGUGUGGGUACCCGAAAGAGCCAGCUGGCUCGCAUACAGACAGACAGUGUGGUGGCAAUGCUGAAAGCCUUGUACCCAGGCCUACAGUUUGAAAUUGGACUCUUAACACAGUACGAGCUCAGUAGGAGCUCAGGAAAUGGGCAUCAGUGAGCACGUGAUUGGUUCUCUCCUCAGUUGCUAUGUCGACCACGGGGGACAAGAUUCUUGACACUGCACUCUCUAAGAUUGGAGAAAAGAGCCUGUUUACCAAGGAGCUGGAACACGCGCUGGAGAAGAACGAAGUCGACCUGGUUGUUCACUCUCUGAAGGACCUGCCCACAGUGCUUCCUCCUGGCUUCACCAUCGGAGCCAUCUGCAAGCGGGAGAACCCCUAUGAUGCUGUUGUCUUUCACCCAAAAUUUGUUGGGAAAACUCUAGAAACCUUGCCAGAGAAGAGCGUGGUGGGAACCAGCUCCCUGCGGAGAGCAGCUCAGCUGCAGAGAAAGUUCCCGCACCUAGAGUUCAGGAGCAUUCGGGGAAAUCUCAACACCCGGCUCCGGAAGCUGGAUGAGCUGCAGGAGUUCAGUGCCAUCAUCCUGGCUGCGGCUGGUCUGCAGCGCAUGGGUUGGCAGCACCGAGUGGGGCAGAUCCUGCACCCAGAGGAAUGCAUGUAUGCUGUGGGUCAGGGGGCCCUGGGCGUGGAAGUCCGAGCCAAGGACCAGGACAUGCUGGACCUGGUGGGCGUGUUGCAUGAUCCGGAGACUCUGCUUCGCUGCAUUGCUGAGCGAGCCUUCCUUAGGCACCUGGAGGGAGGCUGCAGUGUGCCAGUGGCAGUGCAUACAGCUAUGAAGGAUGGGCAACUGUACCUGACUGGAGGAGUCUGGAGUCUAGACGGCUCAGAUAGCAUGCAAGAGACCAUGCAGGCCACCAUCCACAUCACAGCCCAGCAUGAAGAUGGCCCCGAGGAUGAUCCGCAGCUGGUGGGGAUAACUGCCCGGAACAUUCCACGAGAAGCCCAGCUGGCUGCUGAGAACCUGGGCAUCAGCCUGGCCAGUUUGCUGCUGAACAAAGGAGCCAAGAACAUACUGGAUGUUGCACGGCAGCUUAAUGAUGCCCACUAACUGCUCUGUGGGGCACCGGUGUCUGGGUGGCUAUUGUCCAGUGCCUACCUCCCAGCCCUCAGUGCCCCAUCCUCACUGCUGACUGAGGUGAUCACCCCAGGGAGUUGAACUGCAAGGUCAGAGACUUGCCUCACCUUGAGGCUGUGAAGAGUGCCUUGCUGCCGCAGUAGGCGGAGGUUUCAUCUCUUUAGAGAAAGUUCAAGCCACGGCCUUUGAAUGUAACCAACUCAACUAAUAAACCAGCUCUGAAGGUGA
This is a messenger RNA of Canis lupus familiaris (dog), 1794 nucleotides long. RefSeq names its product hydroxymethylbilane synthase (gene HMBS). The record is from RefSeq and is a predicted model, not a curated record. Gene Ontology annotation, molecular function: hydroxymethylbilane synthase activity. Bases 619 to 1539 code for a protein of 306 amino acids. Lineage: Eukaryota; Metazoa; Chordata; Mammalia; Carnivora; Canidae. Gene Ontology annotation, biological process: heme biosynthetic process. Gene Ontology annotation, cellular component: cytoplasm. The transcript is spliced from 14 exons.